AUGCCAAGAACGACGAAGAGUCAAAAAUGUGGUCUGACUUUUCCAGUAGCCCGAAUCCGAGCCAUGCUGAAGGCAAAGAACUUUGCUAAUAGGGUAAGUGACUCAGGAGCAGUAUUUUUAACAGCUGUGCUAGAAUAUCUAACUGCAGAAAUACUUGAAGUCUCUUUGAAUGCAGCUGCUCAGAAUGGUCACCCUGCCAGAAGACGUAUUCAGCCCAAAGACAUUGAAAGAGCGUUGAAAAACGAUCCUGAGUUUUUGCCUCUGUUUCGUAAAGCAGUAUUUCCUGGUAGCAUUUUUGUAAGUUCAAUGGAACAGAAUAGAGCACGACGGACUCGUCAGCAGGAGAACCGUUGA
Argiope bruennichi is the source of this 354-nucleotide messenger RNA. RefSeq names its product histone H2A-beta, sperm-like. Gene Ontology annotation, molecular function: protein heterodimerization activity; DNA binding; structural constituent of chromatin. The coding region runs from base 1 to 354 and encodes 117 amino acids. The record is from RefSeq and is a predicted model, not a curated record. NCBI's taxonomy places the organism in Eukaryota, Metazoa, Arthropoda, Arachnida, Araneae, Araneidae. The transcript has a single exon. Gene Ontology annotation, cellular component: nucleosome.